Molecule: messenger RNA, 4952 nt
Organism: Pseudomyrmex gracilis
Lineage: Eukaryota; Metazoa; Arthropoda; Insecta; Hymenoptera; Formicidae
Product: rho GTPase-activating protein 44-like
Exons: 9
Coding region: 633-3281 (882 amino acids)
Biological process (GO): signal transduction; regulation of actin cytoskeleton organization; regulation of Rac protein signal transduction
Cellular component (GO): intracellular anatomical structure; cytoplasm
Molecular function (GO): GTPase activator activity; protein binding
Source: RefSeq, a predicted model, not a curated record
UUAUCUUUGUCUGAGGUUGGACCAUUCUUUCUCCACAGAGAAGAUAGGGAACGCGCAGUCUAUUUCUUAUAUGUCUAUGCUUAAAAAGCUCGAGCGGAUUUUUAUUGUGUGACGUAAGAGUGUCACGACUUGCACUACGGUUUCUAUGUUGGCCGGCUUUAGUUUCAGUUGAGAGCUGAUGUUAGUGUUUGUUCUAAAGUAAAACAGGGAGAAAAGAAGUGCGAGAGAGAAAAAGAAAAAAAGAGGAGACGACAAGGUGCAAAAAAUUGGAUUCACUUAACCCAAAUCUUUCAAUACAACCGGACGAAAGAUUGCUUGACCGAAUAUCAUUGUUAACCUUUAUCAAUGCGAGAACUUUAUCGGUGUGCGAGAAUAGAUUGACCGCAAACAUUUUGAUCACCAGCGCCGGCUGUGAGAUCAUCGUACAAACAUGAAUUAUGACAGACGCUCACUCUUGCCGUAACACGAAGGAUUUUCUAGUUCCAUUCGUUUUUUCGGGUUAUCGCACGCACGAGCUGUUGAGAAUGCACGGGCGUGAACGUGCAACAACAAAAAGUGUCGAUGUGUAAAAACAGUUGUGGACCAUCGUCGAUUAGGACGAUUUUGCCGGAGUGUCAACAGUUCAGUUAACCAUGAAGAAACAGUUUUUCCGAGUAAAGCAGCUCGCCGAUCAGACCUUCUCUAGAGCUGGAAAAACUGAGGUAUUAACAGAUGAUUUGGUAGCUGCAGACAAACAUGUAGAACAGAUCAGAGCAGCUCUCACUGGUCUCAGCAAAAGAUUUGGAAAUAUACAGAACCAAGCUAAUACACAGGAUCACGCCAUUAAGGAAAAACGUUUGAAAAAAUGCCCUGAAUAUGUGCUUGGACAAACUAUGAUGGAAAAUGCUGGCGAAGAGGGUCUUAUGAGUUUUGCAUUGGUGGAAUGUGGACGAGUACAAAUGUCAUUGGCUAAUGAAACUGUAGAGCAUGAAGCAAAAGUUGAGCAGUAUGUUGCUGCUCCAUUACAACAUAUUUUAGAUACCGAUGUGCCGAGUAUAGUGAAACAUAAGAGAAAUCUGGCGCGUCUUAUUUUGGACAUGGAUAGUGCUAGAACAAGAUAUUUUCAGGCACUUAAGCACAGUACUGGUGCGGGUGCAACAAAAAUAGACAAUCUAAAGGAAGAAUUGGAAGAUGCCGAGACAAAAGUUGAGCAGUGCAGAGAUCAACUGGCUGCAGAAAUGUUUCAGCUUAUGUCACGGGAAACUGAAUUAGCUCAAACAAUUAUUCAAUAUGUAAAACUUCAGCGAGCAUAUCACGAAAGCGCAUUGCAUUGUCUCGAAGAUCUAAUACCUGGACUAGAGAGUUAUAUUAAUGAUAACGAGAUGAAGCCGGUCUAUGGAUAUCCUCUUGAGGAACAUCUUAGAGUAACAAAUAGAAAAAUCGCACUACCUAUACAACUAUGUGUGUCUGCGCUUUUACGUCUGGGUAUAGAAGAAGAGGGUCUUUUCAGAAUAGCCGGCGCUGCUUCGAAGUCGCGACGAAUUAAGUUGAGCUUAGAUGCUUGUUGCCUCACUUUAGGAACUGCUCUCGAGUAUAAAGAUCCUCAUGUUAUUGCUGGCGCGUUAAAAUCAUAUUUGCGAGAAUUACCAGAGCCUCUGUUAACAUACAAACUGUAUCCCGAAUGGAUGGCUGCGGCAAAAAUUUCCAAUAGUGAUACCAGAUUGCGAGCUCUCUGGGAAGUAUUGUACAAGUUACCACCGGCAAAUUUGGAAAAUUUGCGAUUUUUAAUUAAAUUUUUAGCUGUACUCACGAAGAAUCAAGAUAUAAAUAAAAUGACGCCGCAAAACAUUGCCAUAGUCAUCGCGCCAAAUCUGAUUUGGAGUCCGCAAGAGAAUUCAAAUACGAUAGUAAUGAACAUGAGUACUGCAAAUAACUCUAGUCUUAUAGUAGAUCAGUUAAUUACAUACGCGGAUUGGUUCUUCCCCGGCGAAAUAGAUUUCGAUCGCGAUCUAGACAUCAUGAACGACACGGAGAAUCAGACUGUAGAUAUGCGACGUUGCAUAUCUAACAGCAGUCUCAGUGAUUACGAGAGUCCGACGCAAGGCAGUCCGAAACCAGCAGCUCGUCGGAAGAAUAAACCGGCGCCAACGCCGCCGAGUGGAACGACUCCGGAUAGACAAGACAAAAAGGAAGACAAACUGCCUCCGACACCAGAUAAACCACCGAGAGCUUUAACGUCCACUCUAAAUCGGUCGACGUAUAAAACUCAGAAACACGAAGCAAACACGGACUUGAUACGACAUGAGAGCAACGUGAAGAAGCACGAGAAGCCGUCGGAGUCAGAUAAAAGGUCUCAAUUGACCUCGGAAUUGAUUUUGUUUGAUGCUAAUCCUAUCAAUAAUCCAGAAGAGUUUGGCGCUCACCAAGGUGGUGUCUUCAUUUUGACGGAAGCGGAGAAAGAUACCCAAGAUCUGCAAAGAUACGACACCAAGACAAACGUACUAAGUGCGAAAGAAAAAUCAAAUGGAGACUCGUCCGACAACAUUACUAAAACAAUCGCGGACAUCGAGCAUAGUGAUAAUGCAGCUCAAAAGCCAAAACCAAUACCUACGGAGAAACCGUCUACGUUAGAAAGAAGAAGACCAGUCGCAGCACCAAGAAAUAUAACAAAUAUCGCACAUACCACAGAAGAAGGAGUUGAAUUACGUAAAAAGUCAGAUAACAAUAUCACAAACGUGCAUGUAUCUCCGAAUGAGAGAAGUGGUAAACCGGCAAUUCCUGAACGUCCACCUGGUUUGGUUCGUCCGUCGAGUCUCAUCAGGCAACAACCGCGUCCCACUAACGAGAAUCCAGAAGCCGAUUCAGGACUUUUAACACUUGAACGGGCUCACGUGUAUUCCGUGGACAAACAGCAGGUCAGUAUAAUACAAGUGCGUGGAGGUAACAACGCCAACCCCGGCGAAAGCAUUGGCAACACGGCAACUUCGAACUUGCAGAGAAGCCCAAGCGUAGGUAGCAGACCAUCUUCGAUAUCGUUGUAUGGUGCCGAACGUCUGGAGAUGUCGGAAAGGCCGGACGAGACGUCGUCGCACGAGCAGGCAAAGGCGCACGCGCGAACAAGAUCGGAAGGUAACAUCGUUGACGUACAGACGCAGACCAACACGAUAGUGACGAUUCUCAAGUCGCCGCAGCAGAAACCAGCCUCACCGAGAGUCCUUCAGCGACCGCCAAGGCCGCAACCGCCGCCACCACCGCCGCCUAUUGCACGACCUAAGUCAGAACAAGAGAGCACCAAUCUCUAACGAAAGUUAAUACGAAAAAAGUGUGAAAGACAAAACAUCGUGACUUCCAGAACAUUCUUAAACAUUCGCCCUUAUAUCUUUAUUGUUGAAGAUGCCGUUUUAUGCAUGACAAUACGUGUGAUUAAGUAGAGUCUACAUAUUAUGCAAGAGUAAUGAUUACUUACAAAAUUGUUGAAAAAUCUGUAAAACCGCGACCGCGGUUGUAUUUACAUGGAAGAACAUCGACAAUCAGUUCGUCGAGAAGAGAAGUGCGUAUAUGUAGAUUUUAUAAUAUUCGGACAUAGUUAUUUCUCUAUUUUUUCUUUAUUUUUUUCAUGAUCUCUAUACACGGCUUUUUAUAUAGAACUUAUCGUGUUUGAGCGAAUAGUUGAAAAGAACGUUUCAAAUUGCCAUUGUGCGGAAAUAUAGAGAGGGAGGAGAGGUUUGAGUGUCCAUUCGGAUGUUAAGUUUCCUCUAUUCGGCAGUACGCCGUGUGUUAUUUCCAAAUUGUCUUAGGUAUACAUAUGUACAUUAUAUUUGCAUUGAUAAACGAUUAUUAUUAAUAUUAAUAUCGACUUUUAUACCUUUAUCGGUGAAAUCAUAUUAUACUGAAAUGCUCAAAAUGGCCGCAAUUGAGAAAAGGCUACAGGUUUAUGUAUGCUUUUGUCUUUCCCUUUUUAGUGAAUUUUGAUUCGCCACUUUCUCUGGCGUGUUUUUUUAAUUUUUCAAAUAAAAACUAGAUAAAAAUUUAGAGAUACAGACAGCUCUUUUGCUGUCUUACUCUCCUAACUCUGACAGUUCGAUUGAAGUAAACAGUCCAGUAGUAUAGCAUACGGUUCACUGAUUUUUACUAUCGCAAAAGGAAAAAUACAAGCUCAAAAUAUUGACAAGCUAAUAUUAUUCUGAAAGUAUGUAUCUACUGAAAGUAAGCUUUAAUUGAACUUUUUCAUUGUGAGACAUUAAAGCGUACAAAACUCUACGUGCUUGAUAUGCGGUGAAUUAAAAGAAUCGACUCUAUCUCGUAAGACAUAACGUCAUCUGCAUUUGAAAUUGAUUUUUAUUUGUAUGAUAUAUAUCCAGAAAGCAGAAAAAAAUUAGAAUUGACGUUUGAAAACAAAUUGCAGGAUCUCUAUAUUGGAAUUGAUUCAACGGGUGAUAUUCGUUAAUGCGAAGAGAGAUCAUUUAUUAAUAUUAUUAUAUAAAAUACCAAAAAACACGUAUCAGCGAUUUUAGUGAGACACUAAAAAUAUAAUAUUUAAUAUUAUUUAAAAAACUGACAACACACAUUAAACAGUUUUAGUUAUACGCUUAAAUAAUGAUUAAAGCGCGUGAUGACGAAAUUUAAUUGAACGCUUAUAUCGCACUCGGAACGAAUUUCUCGAGCGCUAUAAGCAUCAAUAGCAAUGAAAAGAGAGUUAACAUACAUAAUUGAACACAUAUUUUUACAAAGUUAAAAUUUUUAAUCGCGGAAUAUCUAACAAUAAACUCGUGAUUCUGUAAUUGAAUUAUCAAAUUAAGAUAAUCACACUGAAAAGUUGAACAUAUAUAUAUAUAUAUUCAUUGUACAUAUGUUAUAUGCAUAUCUCUCUCUAUAUACGCAUCUACAAAAGAAUGUUAUCAAUUAUAUAAUAUGAUUAUAACUUAGUGCAAUUAUAUAAAUUUUGUUAUUAACUUUGUUACUUUUCAGAAAAC